UUGUUCGUUCGGAGGGAGAGAGAGAGAUAGAGAGAGGGAGAGGGAGAGAUGGCAGCGGCCAUGGAAGAGGAGAAUGGCGAGUUCUAUCUGCGCUACUACGUAGGGCACAAGGGGAAGUUCGGGCACGAGUUCUUAGAGUUCGAGUUCCGGCCAGAUGGCAAGCUCCGCUACGCCAACAAUUCCAAUUACAAGAACGACACCAUGAUCCGUAAGGAGGUGUUCCUCACCCCCGCCGUUCUCCGCGAGUGCCGCCGUAUCGUCGCCGAUAGUGAGAUAAUGAAGGAAGAUGAUAACAACUGGCCCGAACCGGACCGUGUGGGUCGGCAAGAGCUCGAGAUUGUGAUGGGGAAUGAACAUAUUUCGUUUACUACUUCGAAGAUUGGGUCACUUAUGGAUGUCCAAUCCAGCAAAGAUCCAGAAGGCCUUCGCAUCUUCUACUAUCUCGUUCAGGAUUUGAAAUGUUUUGUGUUCUCCCUUAUCUCACUUCACUUCAAGAUCAAACCAAUAUAAAGGUGGAUCAGAAUGUUGCCCUCAAAGGCUGUUUUGCUGUGUACGGAACAGGAUUUUGCGAUGUUCCCGGUUUGGUGAUAUUUUCUUAGGUUUAAUGGAUUUUGUGCGCACAGUGUGGUUUGGAUGGGAGUGAUGAUGCUCAUAUCAUGUACACGAUGUUGGAGGAAAUCCUAAUUAAAUUUAACAGAACUUUAUCAUGUGCAAGAUCCUUAUUUUGUAAUCUAACCCAAACUGUACUUUUUGUAUGAUUUAGACGUUAUUUGUUUGGGAGUUUAUUAUUAUUAUUAUAUAUA
Messenger RNA from Diospyros lotus (date-plum), 803 nucleotides. Its product is annotated as protein mago nashi homolog. Bases 49 to 510 code for a protein of 153 amino acids. Gene Ontology annotation, biological process: RNA splicing. Lineage: Eukaryota; Viridiplantae; Streptophyta; Magnoliopsida; Ericales; Ebenaceae. The transcript has 3 exons. Gene Ontology annotation, cellular component: nucleus; exon-exon junction complex. The record is from RefSeq and is a predicted model, not a curated record.